This is a messenger RNA of Linepithema humile (Argentine ant), 1418 nucleotides long. RefSeq lists its product as uncharacterized. The record is from RefSeq and is a predicted model, not a curated record. Lineage: Eukaryota; Metazoa; Arthropoda; Insecta; Hymenoptera; Formicidae.
UCCUGCCGUAGUUACACGGCCGACGUCAACGUGGACGAAUGCAUUUAACGUGCUCUUCUGCUCGUCCAUCCGAAUUACACACUUCUCACCGCAUCCCAGCAUCCGUCGAACAUCCUCCUGGUUUCUCCCUGGACACAUAGACAUUUCGCCGCGCCGCACCGACACUCUCCAUUGUUCCAGUAUUUCGCCGUAAAAUCAAUCACAUCGUCAAGAUCUUCCUUCGGAAUCCAGAUUAAUUUUUCUCGUACUAAUCGAAGACGCGAGAGCCAAUAGUCAAAUUUCAAUCUCUUGAUUCUGCCUGAGAAGUAGCUACAUUUAGCUAUAUUGCCUCGCGAAAACACCAUUUGCUUUGCGAAAAUUUGCAGAAGAUAAUCGCCGUUCAGAAAGAAAUAGUCUUUGCGCUUUGUACGCGAGAAAUCAACUAUAAGAAUAUAUGAGAAGCGCCCCUUCCUCGAAGAGAAGUUCGAAGAUUCAUAAGUAUUGUAUCUGCGUGGCUAAUAAUUUCUGACAACCAUGAAGACUUUCUUGGAAUUAUUUUUGCUUUCUUUUACGUUACAAACAUUCAUCGUCGUAGGAAACGCACACCCUCUCACCGAGUACAAAGAAGAUUUCUUAAAAGAUAAUAAUGAAAUGAAAAGCUUAAGCAUUACGAAAAACAAUACAGCCUCAUCAAUUACACCUUACAUAUGCGUUUAUAUACCGUCUGAUCUGGAUCGCUGCGACUUCGUUGGUCAUCAUAAAUCUAGUGAAAAUCUUUGGAACUUGACACACAAACUGUCGGAAAAGAAAAAGUGCAAGCUGUUAAAGAGUAACAAAAAAUACUUAUCACAUUCGACGUUCGUUCCAGAAAUGAAAAAAGUUCGUACGCAAAAGUCCAUAAUAAUAUAUGAAAUACAAAGAUGCGUGCCAUCAAGAUUGCCAUUUAAUUUACCUUGGUGUACAGAUGAAGAGUUUUCAAAUAAGAAGAGCGAGAUCCGAAAGCUUUAUCCUUUCGCGAUAGGUUUUUCAAAAGCAACACACGAAUUUCCGAAGCACGAUUUUUCUAAACGCCGAAAUUUGUAAUAAGGGCGAAAUCUGUGCGGAGCGCUUUAAACGUUCGAUGCGGACGACAAGGCAAUCCGCGCUAAUUGCUGGAAACGGAUCAUUUUUAUUAAUCUUUAUUAUAUUUUUUAAAUUUUUUUACACCGAUAAUUUUUAUUUGAGAAUAUAAAUCGGAAAAAUGUGUUAACCACAUAUAUGUGCCAUAUAGUCCACGCCAAUAACCUUCGCUGAACACAUAUAUGUGUCCACAUAGCACUCAAAGAGUUAAUCGUAAAAAUGAUAUCAAUAACGUGAUUGCUGAUGAUUGCGCGUGCAAUCGUUCAAUGUAAACAGCCUUAAUAUUAAUAAUAAAUAUCGUUAUAUAUAAAUAUAGUUAU